This is a messenger RNA of Nannizzia gypsea CBS 118893, 2499 nucleotides long. RefSeq names its product striatin Pro11. Gene Ontology annotation, molecular function: protein binding. Lineage: Eukaryota; Fungi; Ascomycota; Eurotiomycetes; Onygenales; Arthrodermataceae. The record is from RefSeq and is a predicted model, not a curated record. The coding region runs from base 1 to 2499 and encodes 832 amino acids. The transcript is spliced from 4 exons.
AUGGCCGGAAAUGGUGGAAUGGGUGGUGGGAGCAUGGAUGCGAGCAACGGUGGAGGCCAGCCUCAGGGCACGGAAUAUACGUUACAGGGUGUGAUGCGCUUCUUACAGACAGAGUGGCAUCGACAUGAACGUGACCGUAACGCCUGGGAAAUCGAGCGCGCAGAGAUGAAAUCAAGGAUUGGGAGGUUGGAAGGCGAUGCUCGGACGAGUAAAAGGAUGCAUGAGUCCCUAGGGAAACAUGUCCGGAUCCUCGAAGUCGCGUUGAAGAAAGAGAGGGAGAAAUCAAGCAAGCUGGCCGCAGGGGAGAAGCUUGAGCCCAGUGUUGACCCCAAAGAAGUUGCUAAGAAGAGUCUCAAAGCUCUGGAAAAGAAACAACCGAAGCCGUCGUCAGGACUUGAUAAUUACGCUGACGAUGACGAAUCCAACAGCCCAGACGCCCAACAUGAAAAUGAGCGAGAUAAAUCCAGGUUGUACCUUGGAAAAUGUACGCAAGAAGUGGCUUACCAUGUCAUUCCCGGAUCCCACCCACCCCCGGAAAUAAACGAACAGGAGCUGUUGAACCACGACUAUCAGCAACAUCAUCUACAACGACAGCCAUUGGACAGCGGCUAUCUCCAGGAACACCAACGGCAGCAACAACAGUCUGUGCCACAACAGCAGCAAAAGCAGCAAUUAGUCCCGGCACAACCUCAACUGAAUCAUGUGAGCAUGGCCCGAGAACCAGAAGGCUCUCAAAUGAUGAUGCCAACGUACAACGAAAACGGUGCUCAGGGUUCGGCUCAGCGGGAGUUCCUUGAUAGGAGGGCCCAAGAGCCGCAACGAACAACUGAGCCUACGCAAGAGCAGCGCAAUGCCAGCUAUGAAUUCCCCUCCAAGGCUGAAGAACCCUCGCAAUCAGAGAAUAAAUCUCCAGAGGCAUUGUCAGGGAAGGAAGAUUUUGGAAAACCACCCACGACCAAUGACAUUAUUGUUGAUGAAGCCGAUGGUUGGAAUUUCGACGAAGCACCCUCGAACGAGCCUACCCCAGCCCCAGUUACUCGCCGCCCAGACACAGAUGCUUUCCCUAGUGCAAACUUCAUCCCUCCCAAGUCUCCCACUCGUGGACGCGGAUCCAGGAGAAAGAGUUCUGGUGGGAGAAGGCGAAGUGAUGGCAACCCCGACGUCCGGGAACUCUCUGGAUCUGCUCCAAAGGCAGAUACUACCAGCUUCAAAGUACGGUUUGCCUUACGCGGACACUUGGAUGUAGUUCGAUCCGUCAUAUUUACAGGUGGUGGAAGCCCCUCGGAACCCGAGAUUUGCACCUGCGGUGAUGAUGGAACUAUCAAACGAUGGAUAAUACCUGCAACGUACGGAGUCUUCGGGUCUAAUGCUGCUGCUCCAGGUUCAGACCUUGAUGUCACCAGCUACUUCACCCACCGUGGACACAACGGCUCCGUCACUGCACUCGCUGCCUGCCCGCCUUCCCAAAACUUCUCUAGUGGUGGCCGUGCUACCGGAGAUGGUUGGGUGUUCUCUGGUGGACAAGAUGGGUGUGUUAAGGUAUGGGAGCGUGGCAGAGUCGACCCCAAGGCUACGUUAGAUGGCCACAAAGAUGCUGUCUGGACUGUUUGCGUUCUCCCAGGCACUUCAAAAUCAGUAUUUGGUGAUCAAUGCAACGCCAAUGGAGGUCCGGAUCGCGUACUCCUCGCUUCUGGCGCUGCUGAUGGCCGGAUAUUGAUAUGGGCUAUAAGUGCGCCGCCCCAACUCUCUUCGCCCCAGACCAGCUCCCGAAGGAGUGCAGGUGGAAGCAGGCGUGCAAACUCCAUUUCCUCGGGUUCUAAUUUCCCUACUUCUCCUCAACCCAGCACCGCCAGUUCGACGGCAUUCAACUACACACUGGUCCAUCAGAUUGUCAGAAAUGACAUCGCCCCUACCUGCAUCAGCCCGUUGUCAUUGGCGGGAGUCAACUUUGUUGUUUCCUACGCAGAUGCGUCUAUUCUAGUAUAUGAUACCCGAACCGGGGAGGAGAUUGUGGGUAUGGCAAGCCUCGAAACGUACGAUGGCACUCGAGCCACUGGUGUCAAUGCUGUUGUUGCCAGUACUAUCGGUUUCGACGGUACAGCUAACCUGGACCCCAAUCGAGCCCUCUCCGAAGAGGAGUCCGUUGUCCACGGUGCUACUGGCACGAGCGGUGGCGUAGAGGGCGUUGUCAUUAGUGGUUACGAAGAUCGCUACAUCAGAUUUUUUGACGCUAACAGCGGGCAAUGCACAUACACAAUGUUAGCACAUCCGGCAGCAAUCUCCUCUCUUUCACAGUCUCCAGAUGGACGAGAGCUUGUCUCUGCUGGACAUGACGCAAGUUUACGAUUUUGGUCCCUUGAGAAACGAAGUUGCACGCAAGAAAUCACGAGCCAUAGACUAAUGCGAGGCGAGGGCGUUUGUUCGGUCGUCUGGAGUCAAGACGGAAGAUGGGUUGCUAGCGGCGGCGGCGACGGCGUCGUCAAGGUGUUUUCGCGAUAA